AUGCGGCUUAUCUCGAAGGCCGCCGCCACCGUCACCACGCACACAGCCGCCGCCGCCACCACGCACACAGCCGCCGCCUCUAUCACCACGCACACAGCAGCCGCCGCCGUCACCACAGACACAGCCGCCGCCGCCACCACGCACACAUCAGCAGUCGCCGUCACCACGCACACAGCCGCCGCCGCCGUCACCACGCACACAGCCGCCGCAGUUGUCACCACGCACACAGCCGCCACCGCCGUCAUCACGCACACAGCAGCCGCAGCCGUCACCACCCACACAUCCGCCGCCGCCGUCACCACCACGCACGCAGACCCCACCGUCACCACGCAUACAGCCGCCGCCGCCGUCACCAAGCACACAGCCCCCGCCGCCGUCACCACGCACACAGCUGCCGCCGCCGUCACCACGCACACAGCCGCCGCCGCCACCACGCACACAGCCACCGCCGCUAUCACCACGCACACAGCAGCCGCCGCCGUCACCACGGACACAGCCGCCGCCGCCCCCGCCACCACGCACACAUCAGCAGCCGCCGUCACCACGCACACAGCCGCCGCCGCCGUCACCACGCACACAGCCGCCGCAGUUGUCACCACGCACACAGCCGCCACCGCCGUCAUCACGCACACAGCAACCGCAGCCGUCACCACCCACACAGCCGCCGCCGCCGCACCACCCCUCACCGUCACCACGCACACAGCCGAGGCCGCCGUCACCACGCACACAGCCGCUGCCAAUGUCACAGCCGCCGCCUCCGUCACCACGCACACAGCCGCUGACGCCGUCACCACGCACACAGUAGCUGCCGCCAUCACCACGCACACAGCCGCCGCCGUAGUCACCACGCACACAACCCCCGACGCCUUCACCACGCACACAGCCGCUGCCGCCGUCAUCACGCACACAGCAGCUGCCGCCGUCAUCACGCACUCAGCCGCGGCCGCCAUCACCACGCACACAGCCGGCGCCGCCGUCCCCACGAACACAGCCGCCACCGCCGUCAUCACGCACACAGCAGCCGCCGCCGUCACCACCCACACAGCCGCCGCCGCCGCACCACCCCUCACCGUCACCACGCACACAGCCGACGCCGCCAUCACCACGCACACAGCCGCUGCCAAUGUCACAGCCGCCGCCUCCGUCACCACGCACACAGCCGCUGACGCCGUCACCACGCACACCACCGCCGCCGCCGUCACCACGUGCACAGUAGCUGCCGCCAUCACCACGCACACAGCCGCCGCCGCCGUCACCACGCACACAACCGCCGACGCCGUCACCACGCACACAGCCGCUGCCGCCGUCAUCACGCACACAGCAGCUGCCGCCGUCAUCACGCACUCAGCCGCGGCCGCCAUCACCACGCACACAGCCGGCGCCGCCGUCACCACGCACACAGUCGCCGCCGCCGGCACCACGCACACAGCCGCCGCAGUCACGACGCACACAGCUGUCGCCGUUACCACGCACACUGCCGUCGCCGCCGUCACCACUCACACAGCCGCUGCCGUCACAACGCACACAGCCGCCGCCGCCAAACCUUCCGACGCCCUUCUCGAGAUCCGGGCCCUAGCAAGGCUUCCUCCAGCCACCGACGGGGCAUCUCGACAUCUAGACCUGCUUCGGGCACUGUGGCUCCUCCGCCUCCCGGAAACCAUCCGCGCUGCUAUUCCCAACGCGGAGGAAAUCAACGAGGACGACCUGCAACAACAGGCAGACAGUCUAGUCGACGCACUCACGGCUUCAACCAGCCGCAUCAACGCCGUGCCUUCCGACACCCUACUAUCAUUCCAGGAUGACGAGGUCGACAUCGCGGCAGCGCACCGCCUAUCACAGAUAACCCGACAAACACCGGUGCAACAGUACCACGCCCUGCUGCCACGAUCAAACCACCAAGGGACCAAGAAGACGUUCACUGAGCAGCUCUUCUACUACCACGCCCUUCGGCACCUUCACCUCUAA
Molecule: messenger RNA, 1965 nt
Organism: Eriocheir sinensis (Chinese mitten crab)
Lineage: Eukaryota; Metazoa; Arthropoda; Malacostraca; Decapoda; Varunidae
Product: ice-structuring glycoprotein-like
Exons: 6
Coding region: 1-1965 (654 amino acids)
Source: RefSeq, a predicted model, not a curated record